Messenger RNA from Umbelopsis ramanniana AG, 2867 nucleotides. RefSeq lists its product as uncharacterized. Bases 104 to 2776 code for a protein of 890 amino acids. The record is from RefSeq and is a predicted model, not a curated record. NCBI's taxonomy places the organism in Eukaryota, Fungi, Mucoromycota, Umbelopsidomycetes, Umbelopsidales, Umbelopsidaceae. The transcript is spliced from 12 exons. Gene Ontology annotation, biological process: phosphatidylinositol dephosphorylation. Gene Ontology annotation, cellular component: endoplasmic reticulum. Gene Ontology annotation, molecular function: phosphatidylinositol-4-phosphate phosphatase activity.
AAUAAUAAUUAAGACCAAAGCUCUCGGUAGCACACUUAUUCCGGAUUAGUUAAAAGCUCUCCGAAACCGUCGUGUACUGUACCGAUCCUCUUUUUCUUCAACCAUGUCACAAUCACCAGACGAACACAGAAGUGAUAAUGACGCUGAUGCUCGUAGUCCUUCUGGCGUUGUGAAGCUAUACAUAGAGAACGACUCAUUCGUCUUUACUCAAAACUCCAAAGCACUACGACUAACUUUCAUAGACUGCGAAUUCAAAAGCCUAGAUUAUUACGAACCACCUCGAGACGCAAGACCGUUUGAAAUUUACGGUAUACUUGGUAUCGUCAAUGGUGCAAGAGAUAAGUUCUUGGUUAUCAUCUCAUCUGUUCAUUUACGUGGGCACAUCAGUGGUUCUCCAAUAUAUGCCAUCGACAAGGUUAUUUGCCUCGAUCUGGAUCACCAUCGUUCGUAUCGUAGACUGGCAAAUAGAGCGAAAGGCGCCAAAGCAGACUCAGAUAUCGAUAUCGAUGUCACUGAUACAGAAAGCGACGAUGUUUCCUCAAAUAAUGACAUACCUGAAGUUGAAGUUGACACGUCUGCUACUGCAUCGGUUGAGCGACCACCAGUCUCGUCCAAAAAUUUAGGCAAAGGACUAGUUCCAGUUGGCCGGCCAUCUUUGCAAGGUGCUCGAACACAUUCAUUUCUCAACAAAAUGAAACAAACCUUUUCAACUAGAUCCAAAGUGGGUUCAGAUACUGAGGCAGACGAGUCAAGAUACGAUGGCGCCGUCGAUACACCAGCAGUGGAAAAAUCAGAACCCGAUUUUCAGGAUUAUGAAGAUGACGUACGAUUAGACAAGCGUAUGGUGAAGGAAGUUCAAGCUUUAUUUUCUGGCCAAACAUUCUUUUUUUCACCUAGUUUUGACAUCACCAACACGUUCGAACGCAAAUACAGCCGUGGACCAAUCGACAGUAUUCCUCUUUACAAGCUGGUAGACCGACGAUUUUGGUGGAAUGAACACUUGUCACAGCCUCUUUUGACCAAGAACCUUGAUGAUUGGAUCGUACCCAUAAUGCAAGGCGCUGUUCAGAUAGAAGGAUGUGAGAUGGAAGGGUUCGAUUUCACCUUCAUUCUGAUAUCCCGUAGAAGCCGUGAGAGAGCUGGAAUGCGAUACCAACGCCGAGGUAUCAACGAAGCUGGCGAUGUCGCUAACUUCGUGGAAACGGAAGAAAUUGUUUUGUUUGAAAGGGACGACGAAACGCACACGGCUUCAUUUGUUCAAACUCGUGGAUCCAUACCACUGUAUUGGAGCCAGUCCCCGUAUAGUCUACACCCAAUUCCUGUCCUAGAUCGACCCGAAGCAGAAAACGAAAAGGCCAUCGAACUUCAUUUUGACAAACAAAAACGCGUUUAUGGGCGCCAAAUCAUUGUCAAUUUGGCUGAGUUAGCUGGCCGGGAAUCGAUUGUUGGUGCGGAAUACAGACGACUUGUUGAGAAGAUGGCGGACCCAAACAUAAAAUAUGUGGAGUUUGAUUUUCAUCGUGAAACAAAAGGCAUGAAGUUUGAAAAUAUCGCCAAACUGAACUCACAGCUCACUGAAGAUUUUUCAAAAAUGGGCUAUUUCUGGCAAACAAACAACAGUACUGUAUUGAGCAAGCAAAAUGGGGUUUUCCGAACGAACUGCAUGGACUGUUUGGAUCGCACUAAUGUUGUCCAAAGUGCAUUUGCCAGAAGCAUUAUGAAUACCAUUCUGAUGAGAUUUGGUAUUAGCGAAUACCCCGAUCAAGGCUUCCGAUUUUACCCCAAGUUCGAAACUGUAUUUAACAAUGUUUGGGCCAAUAAUGGAGAUAGCAUAUCUAGAGAGUAUGCUGGUACAAGUGCCCUAAAAGGCGACUUCACUCGCACAGGAAAACGGAAUGUUACUGGCAUGAUGAAUGACGCAUCCAAUUCCCUGACGCGCAUGUAUCAUAAUACCAUUAGAGAUUUUUGGAGACAGGCUACGGUGGACUACGUGCUAGGUUACCACAAAGUUGAAAUUUUCAGACAUGUGACAGCAAGCACGCUGAUGUCGGCUGAACCUGGUAACGAUAAACGAUGGGUGCAAGUUAGAGCGAAUGCAGUACAAGUCAGUUCGGCUAUUGUCAUCCCUGAUGGAGAACAUAUGAUGGACGGCUGGACGUUACUCUCGCCUUCAGAACCCAACAAAUUGAACACCAAGUCGUUCGAAGAAAAGGUGGUACUGUUGACAGAGAAAGCUGUUUACAUCUGCAGCUUUAACUAUCAUCUAGAGAAGGUGGUGCAAUUCAGAAGAAUUGCUUUAUCUUUGAUAACAGGAAUUCGGCAAGGAGAGUACAUUUUGAGUACACUCAAUGCAUCAUCCAGAGAUGUUGAACAGAACUAUGGCUUUAUACUAGACUAUGAACAAGGCGGUGAAAGUCUUCGCAUGAAUGUCGGCGCCAUCCGCAAUGAAAGCCUGAAGGAUAUUAGUAUCGAACAUGAAGACGAAGAGCAAAAUCAGUCAUCUGAUGAUGAAGCCGAUGACAAGGCGUUUAUAGCUUUCAAGGCUGUGCGAUACAAUGUAUUUGGAGAACUAUCACCGGACGAAGUACUGACCGGUCGCGAACAAGUAGUUAGGAUUGUAGACAAAAUCCACCAAGCCGCGAGAAGUCAGGCUCCAACAGCAGUCAAGGAGCCGUUUGUGACGCAAGCUCCUAUUAUCAGCUUGACGGACGCCCUCAAAGCCGAAAAUAUCAUUACAAAAGUUGGCCAGAGGAUCAAGAAAGCUAUUUGGCUGUAAAUCGGAUUUUCUAAUUUUUUUGAAACCUGAAACAUAAAAAAAAAUAUAUUCAUAUUAGUCUUGCAAAAAUUUCUUUUUUUUUUUUUUUUUU